This is a messenger RNA of Suillus subaureus, 1079 nucleotides long. RefSeq lists its product as uncharacterized. The transcript has 8 exons. Lineage: Eukaryota; Fungi; Basidiomycota; Agaricomycetes; Boletales; Suillaceae. The annotation marks the transcript as partial. The record is from RefSeq and is a predicted model, not a curated record.
GCACGAUUGUAAGUUAAGUACACUCAGCCGUGACAGUACUUACUACUUAGUAUUCUUUGCAAAGUACCGUGAUAGGAAGCUUCCAUCCGAGGGAUGGGAAAUUCUAUUACAUCGCUUUUUCGCAGUUCCCCGGGGAUUACAUGAUUUGCUAGGCCAAGUCAAGGCUAAGUAGUCAUUUUUGUCUAAUCAGUAACCAUAAUCAUCCCAUAAUCUUUCCGGGAGCUGGGACUUAUCAGUGUCACAUAUAUCAGGCCAGUUCAAGUUGGCGCGAAACUUUACACCAGCUCCUGAUCAUUUUCGACACUCACACAUGAAUCCCCCCAAAUCUAGCACGAGAGUUCGCAUAACCGCGGACCUAGGUCUUGCAAGUCAAUAUACGAACUUGCCUGGGACCGUUAUCGAGCUUAAAGGCCAGACAGCUGAAGAAAAGGGCGACCACUAUCUACAAUUAUCGCUGGUAGCCUUGAAAGAGCUUGCUAAAUUGUUGGAAUCCCCACAACUCCCAGACAGCGAGAAACAAGCGUACCACGAAGCGUACAUCAUUAAUCGGGCUCAAUAUGACGACUUGGUGCGUCUCAGGGACCAACUUUUAGGGCAGAAGAAAUCUUUUCGCCGGUUCCUUAUUAAUCUUUUUGUCCGAUCGGAUGCCAAGCACUUUUAUAAGAUCACGUAUCGGAAUUUUAAGGCUAUCAAAAGAACUUCGGAAGACCUAGUUCGACGAUUGCUGCCGGAUACGCAUGACAUCCUCGGUCCCAGAGGCUCUGCAGAAGGUGAUGUCUCUGUUUGUGAGGAGAGUCCGCGUGAUGUGGUAGAUGGCAAUAUUUCAGUCAGAGAUCUUCCUCCAAAUGCAACCAUCCAAGGCUUCAGUGUGGAUGUACAUACUGAAUCAGAAGCCGACGAAGUCCUUGCGACGCUGAAUCAAUUCGCGAACUCCGGCGAAGAAGAUGAAGAAGAUGAUCGAACCAUCAGAGCGUCAACCUCAUACAGACCGCCGUCCCCUUGCUCUACCUGCACAGUCGUCCUUAAUCAUUAUAAUGUUUACAACCACAGUGUGGUAUCAUUUGAUUCGGAACUGACAG